AUGGAAACACCAAAUCCAUCUCUUUAUUCCAUCUCCAAACAAUUUUUAGUGUUUGGGAGGGGUUCGGAGUUGUUUUUUUACAACUUUAGGGACAAGUCUGAGCAAUCUUUUAACCUCUCUGACGUCCUCUCCGACGUUGAUUUUAACACCAAAAUUGACAAUUUCAACAUUCUCGCACUCUCCACAUACUCCAACAACACUAACAGAGUUACUAAAUCUGAAAGUUUGAGAAAUAAGUCAGAGGUUUCCGACAUCUUUGUCACUGUGUUCCUCUCCAACGGCUUCAUCGUCCUACUCAAACACGACACUCAACUAAAAUACCAUUUUCAUCAUCACAUCCUUUCUACCACUUACCCUCAGAAUGUUACUGUAGAACACACUGGAGAAACUGAGAAUGUUGGAGACACUGUGGAAACUGUAGAAACUGAGAAUGUGGAAACUAUAGAAACUGGAGAAAGAGUAUUGGUAUCUACGAUUAGAGUGAAUGACUGGUAUAGUUUCUAUGUUCUGGGAGGUGUGUUAUAUUUGUUAAGUUGGUCCAGGGACAGGACUGUUAAGCUCCAUGACAAUGUGUUACACUUUAGCGUAUGCACGUCACAGGAUAAGUUAUUACUAGUCCUGGAGAAUUCACUGUGUUUACUCACCGUUGACGAGCUCUUUCUGUCCAAUUGUUUACACAGCCCAGACCCACACCUGGACGAUAGUCACAUGGAACAACUAAUUGACAUUAGCACAUCGGGUUUAAAAAACAUUUUAGUGUCAAAUAAGUUGGUAUUUUUACUGUAUAAGGAGGAGUUGUUAUAUACGUUUUUGAACAAGCUGAGCUUGUACAAGUUUACACCCGUACUAAAUGUGACUUUCUUCAACUUUCAAACGGUCUCAGAUAUUAACCUAGUUCUCACCAUUGACACGGAGUACACAGUUGUCAUCUACGAUUACGACACCGUAAACACUGUUAUCACUCUCAAACAGAUGGAUUUAGUCAGUACUACAGAGGGCCAGAGUGGUGAUUUACGAUAUAAUGUGUGUGUGUUGUGUGAUGACAUGAGUUUGCUCCUGUUUGACAAUCACAAUCUGGUCCACAGCGUAAAAUUACAACUUCAAGAUGAUAAACUUGUACUACACAAUGUGAACAAUUCUGAGAAUGUCACUGAGGAUGUAACGGACACUGGAACUGCAAAGAGAAAUUUAGAAGAAAAAGAGGAAAAAGAGAAAGAAGAGGAGAGAUAUAAGAAGUUGAAGAGUAUAAGGAGGAAGCGGUUUUUGGAUUUGGAGGCGGUGGAGUUUGAGGAUCCGCCAACUCACACCACCGUCCACACUACUGUCCACACUAUGGACGAUUCUAUGGAGAGUAACUCUCAACUCUCCAAAGCCUCCCAAGAUAAAGAAACCGCAACCACAGGGACUGGAACUGAUGGAGAUGUAGAUGUGGGAGAGAUGGGAGAGGGAGAGUAUGACAUUGAGAAUUACUCUUAUAACCAGUACGGCACGGAGAAUUUGAUGUAUUUGGUGAGUGAGAUGAAGAAGUUAAAGAGGAAAGUAAAGCAGUUGGAAUACCUGGCAAUGCCCAAAGAACAUAAAAUACUAACACCAGGACUCUGCCCAAAACCCAACGAUCAAUUCAAACAAUGGUGUUUGUUUUGGAACGAGUACGGCCACAUAAGUAAGCAAAAUAACCUCGAAAAUAAUAACCUACAAAUCUACCUCUUCUCAGGGCCUUUGAGUGGGUAUAUUAAAAAGGUUGAUCGUUUCAGCUGUCAAAUGGCUUCUCUACAUCUCGAUGGGCUUGUUUGUGGCACUAACAUCUUCUCCUCACAUCCCAAAGAUACUCAAGACCACACACAAGACAUUACACGGGAUGGUAUAUCCGAUGUUCCGGUUGACAAUGUGCAGAAAAAGGUUGGGGUGGUGUAUUAUUAUAAUUUGUAUAAUAAUAACGAGAAUUGGGACCGUAGAUUCCCUAAUGAGGAGAUUAAAGCUGUUUCCAUCUCAUCAAACUACAUCGCCGUAGUCACCCACUUGAACAUUCUUUACAUAUUGACUAGGAAUAACAUGUUACUAAAUGUAUCAAAGUUAAAGGGUACAAUAGUGUCACUACUGACUAACAGGAACAUGUUAGUAGUGGUGACGCAGAUAAUAACAAACACACACGACACAGUUUAUAAUGUGAAUAUCCUAUGGAUUAACGGGAUCAAAGGUUUAACUCAUAACAACACACUUAAAAUUAUUACUCUAUACAAUGAUCUACUCAUUCUCAAUCACACACACAUCAAACACAUCGGCCUGAGUAAUGAGUAUGUGUUGUGGUAUAUGGACAGUAAAUACAAGCUGUGGCUCCUGAUUAAUAAUAUUAAGAAUAUUAACAACAAUGACAUUUUGGAGUGGAUUCCCACCACCAACAUCAACUCCAACUACUACCCACUCUACAUCAAUAAUUUCAACUUGUAUUAUAUAAAGCUGAGGAGUGGUGAGCGUUAUCCGAACUGUGGUAAGAACAUAAACUUCUUUGGGUACACUUUGCAUAACUUGAGCAUAACUCUCAACACUGAGACGAAUACGAUAAUCAACACUCACAAGGGCGGAAAUUUGAGAACUGAAGGCGCCUCCAUCGGCAUUGACAGUAGCGUCUUCAUCAACACUAAGCUCCAAGUACCAGAGAGUAUCCUCGAGAACAACAUCGACAUCUACGACGAACUAAGAUACCUACAAAAUAUCAACAUCAACCAACUACAAUACAUCAUCAACAUCAUACAACUCUACAACUAUUGGUAUAUACAAUCUGAGAACUCUGCGGAAAACACUGGUCAUACUAUGGACAAGAAUGAGAUAAACAAGUAUUUGAGUAAUAUUAACAUAUUUGAGAAGAACCACGAUAAACUGUUACUAAGGAUUUUAGCCAAAAUUCAGUCCACAAACAAACUGUAUAAGAAUGUGGACAUAAUACAGAUGUUGAAGAUCCCUAAAUGCUUGGAAAUAGCUAAAACAAUUGUAACCAAUGACAGAUACAGAAAACUAAUCAACGAAUCGUUAAUUCUACUACAAAAGUCCAUGACACUCAAUAAAUAA
Molecule: messenger RNA, 3066 nt
Organism: Theileria parva strain Muguga
Lineage: Eukaryota; Apicomplexa; Aconoidasida; Piroplasmida; Theileriidae
Exons: 10
Coding region: 1-3066 (1021 amino acids)
Biological process (GO): DNA repair; mitotic cell cycle; DNA-templated DNA replication
Cellular component (GO): nuclear replication fork
Molecular function (GO): chromatin binding
Source: RefSeq, a predicted model, not a curated record